UCAUGGACAGUUUUCACUCAAAUUGCUAUGAUGAUAAUAUCAUUUGUAAUAAAGUAAAACUGCAUAAAAGCUGAAGCUUGUAAUUUCUGUGACACCAAACGGAAUUGCAAAAAUAAACAUUGUUUUUAAAAACCACUUUUAAACACCCAUGGAAAGAUAGAUGGGUCAUUGAAAACAAACAGGAAUUUUUAUAGUGCUUACAGUGUUUAAAGUAUGAAGGAUUUAUAGUUGUUUCUGCAUUUUCAUCUGGGAUAGAAGAAAGUGUUUUUUAGACCGAAAACUUCAGCUUUAAAAUAGAAAAAUGCAAAAUAGAAGCAAGUGGACACAGGCUUUUGAACGCAACUGUAAAGCGGCUUAUAUUCUCCGCCUUGUCCACAUCAUUUCUUCAGAUCUGAUGAUUAGUAUGUGUGUGUAAGUAAUGAUGACACUCUGACUCACUGGCCUGAGUCACGGCUCCCUCAUCACAUGACCACACACAAAUAAAUGUACGCCACACCCAUAUAUGCUUGAUCCAUGGACAUUAGUAUGGAGUUGGUCAUCCCUAUGCUGCUGCAACAGCUUUCAUUCUCCCACUAGAUGUUGGAGCAUGGCGGCUUUGGGCUCAGUUACUGAUGUAACUUGAGCCAGAUCAAUGAAUCUAUUUGUGGACAAUGGAUCUACUUGAUCUACAAAAAAUUGGGUGAACAGAUUAGGACUAAUGUCUGACAGAAGGAUCAGAGAGUGACCACUAGAUGGGGCUUCCUUGUUUGUGAUGGCAUGAUCUCUGUGUGUGUGUGUGUGUGAGAGAGAGAGAGAGAGAGAUGGAGUGAGUGUGGGAUGGAGAGAGAGGACCGUCUCCAGAUGGACUGCAGCAGAAUGUGAAAUGUCUCUUUUUGUCUCUCUCUAUCAUACUGGACACUUUACUGCCACUUUUUGCCUGGACGAGCUGACUGUUUUGAGCUGACCUUCAGCUCUGGUCCUAAUUGUGAUUGUGAGAAGAGGAAGAGUGAGUUUUGAUGAGUAAACGGAAGUGGACGGAUAUCAGGAAGACCAGAUACAGUCCAGUAAAGGCUGCAGAUCAGUGCCUGACGACCUCACGCCCGAGGAGCAAAAAGAGCUGGAGAACAUCCGGCGACGAAAGCAAGAACUGCUUGAUGACAUUCAGCGUCUAAAAGAUGAGAUAGCAGAAGUGACCAGUGAGAUUGAGAACCUGGGUUCCACAGAGGAGAGGAAAAAUAUGCAGAGGAACAAACAAGUGGCAAUGGGCCGCAAGAAAUUCAACAUGGACCCCAAAAAGGGGAUCCAGUUCCUUAUUGAAAAUGACCUUCUGAAGAAUACCAGGGAAGACAUUGCACGGUUCCUCUACAAGGGUGAAGGUCUUAACAAGACUGCCAUAGGAGAUUACCUUGGAGAGAGGGAUGACUUCAACAUCCAGGUCCUUCAUGCGUUUGUGGAGCUGCAUGAGUUCACAGAUCUGAACCUGGUCCAGGCCCUCAGACAGUUUCUCUGGAGCUUUAGACUUCCUGGUGAGGCACAAAAGAUCGACAGAAUGAUGGAGGCAUUUGCUCAGCGCUACUGCCAGUGCAACCCUGGAGUCUUUCAGUCCACAGACACCUGCUACAUCCUGUCUUUUGCCAUCAUCAUGUUGAACACCAGCCUUCACAACCCAAACGUUAAAGACAAGCCCACAGUGGAGCGAUUCAUCUCUAUGAACAGAGGCAUUAAUGACGGAGGAGACCUGCCAGAAGACCUGCUCAGGAACUUGUAUGAUAGCAUCAAGAAUGAGCCCUUCAAAAUCCCUGAGGAUGACGGCAAUGACUUAACGCAUACUUUCUUCAAUCCAGACAGAGAGGGUUGGCUGCUCAAACUGGGAGGAGGACGUGUCAAAACCUGGAAAAGACGGUGGUUCAUUCUCACUGAUAACUGCCUUUACUACUUUGAGUACACUACUGACAAAGAACCACGAGGCAUCAUCCCACUGGAGAACCUCAGCAUCCGUGAAGUAGAGGACAAGAAACCGAACUGCUUUGAACUCUUCAUCCCUGACAAUAAAGAUCAGGUGAUCAAGGCCUGCAAGACAGAGGCAGACGGACGGGUCGUUGAAGGCAACCACACCUUCUACCGCAUCUCUGCUCCAACCACAGAAGAGAAAGACGAAUGGAUGAACAGCAUUAAGGCGGCCAUCAGUCGAGAUCCCUUCUAUGAGAUGUUGGCUGCUAGAAAGAAGAAAGUGUCAUCUAUGAAGAGACACUAGAUCUGCUCAGGACGCUGGUGUUACAGAUUCAGGGCUGUGUGGAGCUGCUCCCCCUGCUGGAGAAGACAGAGCUAUGCAGAGAGUCAAACACAAACUUACUGCACAAAGAAACCAGAGAAAAUCAUUAAUCGGAUCAGUGAGAUCAAGCCUCACAAAGCUAGUCUCCGCCCCUGUCUUUUUAAAUUCCUUCUCGCUCGGCUCAAGUGUGUGCACGUGUGUGUUUGAAGGAAGUCAGUGGGCUUUUUCCUUUCUGCUGCUUCCUUGAAACCCCAAAGAAUACAUUUUCCACAUGCUUAACCAAAAUGCACUCUUUCUCUUUUGCUCUCUUGCUCUUUUUUUUUGUCUCUAUCUCUUGUCUUUUGCACAUGUGCACACUUGCAUUAUCUGAAAUCAGCAGGUCUGACAGAAUGUGGAAAAAAAGGCGGGAAAAGUUCCUACUUGCAUCGGAAAAGGAAGAUUUCCUUUUGAGCUUUGAUUUGUACAGGCAUUAAGUGUAUUUUUACAUUUCUACUGUGCACAAGUGGCUUAGUCCUCAGAAGUUUGUGUAUUUAACUGGUGACUUUUUUUUGUUGGUUUUUUUGCCAAAGAGACUACUACAAUUUGCAACAGAAAAACAGUAAAUGAAACUUUUGUCGGGAGGGUGGAAAAUCACUUUCAAUGUUAGCCUGUUUUCUCCUGAAAGUAAACAGAUCCGUGGGCAUUUACGAUUAUUUUGUAGGCAGAUGUCAAUGCAUUUCUAAAUGUGACAUGCAUAUAACGUGUCCUAAAUGUUUGUUAAAGCUGCAGUGGUUUGAAUGUUAAUAGCUUGGAUUGCAGUGUGCCAUUAUGCAGCCGUUCUGCACAUUUAAAGCAAGGCUGUUUGGCGGCCAGCUAAAGAUUAUGGGUAGCAUCAUUACCAGGAUAUCUUACAUUGGUACUACCUUUCCAGGGCUCAACAAUAAGGAUUGUUGGUUGGCCUGGGGCCAGUGUGAGGGAGUUUGGGGCUAGUGCUAAACAACUUAAACAUUGUUGUUGUUAAUUCUGCCCAAUGGUAAAUUCACCCAGCUCGCCAACACUGAUUAGUGAUAGUCUUACACCUGUUGCGCACUGUACCUUUCUGACACAUCUAAAAAUAUGUUGUUAAAAACAUUUAUCAUUUUUUGUGAUGGGGCCAGUGAAAAUGUUGGCAAGGAAAGUACAAUUCCAGGCCAGCAGAAAAAAAAUCCUUAUUGUUGAGUUUUACUCUCAAACAGACAGUACUGUAAUUUACAGACAGAAAUGUUAUUCUUACUUGGGGUCAGUCAAUACAAAAGUAUUUGUGUGUUGACCUCCAAAUAAAAUGCUUUUAAAAUGAAUAAAUAUUUUUAACAACAGUUACAGUAAAAGUUUUAAUACUGACUGAUGGUGAAAUCGCAGGUUAAUUUGAGCUUUUAUGUCAAUAACUACGUUUCCAUCCAAGGGUUUUUUGCGACAAAUAGUGUAGCGCAUACCGAUAUUGCUGAUGGAAUGCAAAUUAUCGCUAAAAUUUCACAAGUGUCGGCAUAAUAUUUUUCCGUUUAACUCUAGCGCAUGAACUCUGUUGAUACUUCAAAUGUCACGAAAAACUGGUUUGUAAACACUUUUUGUCGAGAAAAUUGGCUUUAACGCAAAAAUGUAGUGUCACAUGACAGAAUUGACCCCAGUCAUUGGACUCUGUUAAUCAUGACGACAAGGUAUACAUCCUUGAAAGCCAGUUUAUUGUACAUGCAGCAUUACUCGCACUGUUAUGGAUUGGUCUUAAUGGCAUACCUGCACAGAUCCGACGCUGCAAACACAUCUGUGUCAUGACACUUCCAGGAGUGCCAACGGAAAUAUCUCGUAUCAUGCACCUGUUAUCGACAAGUGCAAGGAGAACAAAUGAAAGGCCACUCUUUGUGAUUUAUUUAAUCGCGGUAGACAUCCGUUUAUUCAUUAGUUGCUUUUCCACACGAUUCAAAAUAAUAGACGGCAGUCAUGGAAUUAGCCCACAAUACAAAAAAACAUAUCAUUUCUGUGCACAAAGUUGUUUUAAAUUAAAAAUAAAUACACAAUACUAGGAGAAAUACUUCAGUGUGCUUUUUUGAAACACUAACAUAUAGCCCAAUUCUAUCAAAUUAUUGUUUAUACUUUUGAAAAAAAUGCCAGCAAAAUUCCCUGUAUUAAAUGUAAUAAAUUACCAAAUGAAUAAAUUAUUAAAUUAAAUGAAUUACCAAAUGAAAAAAAUAAUAUUGUUAGGUCUAUAUAGUUUCCUUUACACAAACUUAAAUUAGCCUUAUCCUGUCCUGUAGACGAAAAAAGUCGGCUAAAUAACAUUCUCAGAAUGUUCUACACUUUUUUCCAAGACUAUAAACUAUCAGAACUAUUUGUCCAAUGCUGAGUUCACUUUCAGAAAAUGAGCUUUUGAACAUUUUAAAACUUUUAAUUAUUUUAAAUCUAACCCUCUUUACCUCAGAUCACAUUUGCUGAGCUUCUUCAGAAAAUGUAAAUUGCAUUAUGAUGCUAAAAUUAAUUUGAGAUGACAAUCAAGUUCAGUUGGUCAUUAAAAGUUGCUGUUCAAAUAUGCGGGACAUAAUGCAGUUGUGAUGGCGAUGCUUUAGAUUAGAUGAUUGUUCAAAAUAGCCUAUUGAAUAUCAGGAAUGUAUCAUAUAUGUAAACCCUGACAUUACACCGCAUCAGUUUUUCUUUAAUAGCUGUGCACACAGCAUAUACACAUCGAUGGAUGGUCCUUAUACUAAGAAUGAAAGUUUCCUCACUACUUGGUGCAAGUUGCCAGCUUGAACAGGGCCAUGACGAUUUGCUUUCGGGUCAGAACUGGUGGCAACCUGUGAUAUAGGCAACAUCAGGACCAAUAUUACAGUCCUGUCAGAAGGGCAACUGUUCCCUUUUGAUUGCAAUUCCUCCUCCUGAUUGCAUUUAUUUGAGAAAUUAAAAUGACAGUAAGCUGGCUAAUUUCAAUUAAUUGUCUCAAUACACUCCCCAUUUUACCAAAACUUUUGGGGUAAUAAAAAAUGAGGGACAUCUGGGAGGCAAAAGGUACACAAUUAGCGGUAUACACACAUUUCUGUAUGGAAACGCCUUAAGGGCAGAUUUAUUUUGCGAUAAACCAAAACUUAUGUGACAGUGUUUUUUUUUUUUUUUUUUAAGCAUGAUGUCAUCACGCACACCAUUUUUAUUGAUAAAAGGCCAAUUGAAUGGAAACAGGCAGAAGACGGCAAAUUUCCCAAAAAAGUUUUAUGCAUUUUCACUGUCGAUAACAAAAUGUGGAGUAAAAAGUAGAUGGAAACUAGGUUAAUGGCAGUUAAAUAAUUACAACAUGCACUCCAGUGCCUGCUCUCAUAUUUUCCACUCAAUCCUCAAGUCUUUAAUUUCUCUGGUUUCCAUCUGUCUAGCAGUUAUUUUUAAAGCAAAAUAUCCAAUCUUAAUCAGUAUUGGUUUAAUUUAUCAAAGAUGUACAUACUUUAUUAUAUAGAGAAUUUUGGUUUCCAUUUUAUAAAUGUGUGUAUGUAGCAGUAUUGUAAUAGUUGAGUGCCAUUUUAUUUUCUUAAAUUUUUCUUUUUUUGUUGGAGGUCGAUACCAUUGCAAUGGUAGCCAGACUACACUGAAAUAAAGAUGAUAUA
This is a messenger RNA of Myxocyprinus asiaticus (Chinese sucker), 5847 nucleotides long. Its product is annotated as cytohesin-1-like. NCBI's taxonomy places the organism in Eukaryota, Metazoa, Chordata, Actinopteri, Cypriniformes, Catostomidae. The transcript is spliced from 13 exons. The record is from RefSeq and is a predicted model, not a curated record. Gene Ontology annotation, molecular function: guanyl-nucleotide exchange factor activity. The coding region runs from base 1217 to 2233 and encodes 338 amino acids. Gene Ontology annotation, biological process: regulation of ARF protein signal transduction.